AUGCAAAAUAAAUUUAAUCAUGCUUAUAAUUUAAUUAUCACAAGUAAAUAUUAUAUGGUAUUCUUGAGCACUUAGCUUAUUGUUUCGGUUUGCGUUCUUGUUUAUAUACUUUAAAAUCCUGCUGAGAAUUUAAAAAAGCCAGUAGUUUUAAUUGUUGAAGUUGUUUUAGCUAUCACUAUACUGUUAGACAUACUUCUUAGAUUAAUAAAAGAAAAGAAAGCAUUUUUUAAUGAUUGCUGGAAUCUAUUUGAUAUUAUUUCCCUGAUAAUAAUAAGCUCACUGCUUAUUAUAUUUUAUUAAAAUGAAUAUCAUCUAAGCGAAAUAGAAAUUAGCAAAGGCAUGGAAAAUGAUGAUAUAAUUGGUGUUAUUCUUAUCUCAUUCCGCUAUAUAAUUCAAAUAUUUAGAAUAUGCGCUUCAAUCAGAAAGUAAAAUUAAAGCAGAAUUCUCAAUAAAUAAGUAAAGGAAAUCAAUCUUUAAGAUUUUUAAGUAGAGAAUACAAAUAUCAAAGAUAUACAAGCAGAAAAUUUUUAAAAUCAUUUAGAAAAUAUUAAUAAAAUGAAUUCGUAAACAAAUAGAACAUAAAACGAUUCAGCUAUUAAUCAUAAACACUGA
Messenger RNA from Tetrahymena thermophila SB210, 612 nucleotides. RefSeq names its product cation channel family transporter. The record is from RefSeq and is a predicted model, not a curated record. NCBI's taxonomy places the organism in Eukaryota, Ciliophora, Oligohymenophorea, Hymenostomatida, Tetrahymenidae. Gene Ontology annotation, biological process: transmembrane transport; monoatomic ion transport. Gene Ontology annotation, molecular function: monoatomic ion channel activity. Gene Ontology annotation, cellular component: membrane. The transcript is spliced from 6 exons.